Messenger RNA from Coregonus sp. 'balchen', 8500 nucleotides. Lineage: Eukaryota; Metazoa; Chordata; Actinopteri; Salmoniformes; Salmonidae. The record is from the annotation of a GenBank genome assembly.
CGUCCAUGACGCGGCUUUCUUGACACUUGUGAAAGACGCCAUUUUGUAGUUAGCGGUGAAUAGGAGCGUAAAAGAAAGAUCGAGAAGCGCCACUAAAAGGUAAAAUGUAGCAAUAUAAGAUAUGUCAUUUCUAGUCUUCUUUAUUUUCAUGUAUCUGGAAUGUAAACAAUUGCUUAUUUGCUUUUGGCUUGACCGCAAACUUUGACACCGAAUCCCCUGCGUAGACUCAAGCGAGGAUCAUCUGCCAUCAUUAGCUAGCUAGGCUAGCUCGCCCGGCAUCAUAUUCUCACGACCUGUAAAAGUCGCGAGAGCAUUAUUCAGCUAACUGUUAACGUUCUGAAAUUGUGUCCGUAAGUAUUCGCUGGUCAUUGUGAUUGGACAUUUUGCAUCGUCCUAUUUUGACAGUCAUUAUGUCGAGCCGCUUACUUGUGCUAACUUGCUAACGACGUUAGCAAAAUUGACGUUAGCUAGCUGGCUAGCUACGCCUAUUUUCUGACUGCGUAACGUUAAUUUACGUCGAUUGAGAUUUGGAUCGUCCGCCGCUUAUUAACUAGCUAACCGACUUUAAACACGUCUCUAAAUGAAUGUAGUUAACCAGCCUGUGGGUUAAAUGGUAAGGUAACUUGGACGUGGUGGUCUCUACGGCCUUCUAGCUGGGUAACUAAGCUGUGCUGGGAAGCUUUAGCUAGCGUAGCUGUUGGUAUUGGAUGGUUAGAUUUGGUUUUGUAAAUUGUUGUCAGUGUCUUCAAACUAAAGCGGUCACAUGGUUAGUCACUAGCUAGUGAGUUACAAAUUAAUGUAGCUAACGAGCUAAACCCUUAUGUUAGACCCAAGUAAUUUUAAUGGACAGACAACUGAAGCAGAAUAGUGUGUGUGAGAGAGAUACAUACAUAGCUACACACAUCUUUGUGUUAUGACUGCGAGACCCAUGUCUCUGUCUUCCAUACAUUUCUAUUUUCAAACAUUGAGUUCUCCAGGAAUCGCAGUUGCUAAUUUCCCUCCUUUGUUCAGGUCCUGAUGAGGGGCUGAUCAAACAACCAGUGGAACAGGUUAACCCCAGCAUGCCUGACGUUUCAACUUUCCCUUAUGGAAAAACAUUUCUGGACUUAACAGAAAAAUGCCCACUAUUUGCCUGUCCAACCAGAAAAUUAGCCUCCUCGAUGCCCCUAGUCUUACCUCAAUAUUAAUGUGACUCACUAGCUCAGCCUUCAACUGUGCAUACAUACAUCUGAUGCAGAUAAUGGUUUUCAAAGAUUUUUCAGGACAAGAGAAAAGUCCCUCCCUCUCCCACAUUGGCAUUCUAGUGAAGGUCAUAGGGAUGAUGUGUGUUUGAUAGAUUUUUCAGCUCAAGAAUGAAUUGAAGAAAUAGGCUAUGCUACACAUAGUGUACUGUAUGUAGUAGGCUUUACAUCACAUGCCCCACCCCCUUGUCGUUUGGCCUGUCAAUUAUUAAUCCACAUUGGCUCUGCUGAAUUUUUAAUGAGCAUCUCCUUUGGUAACUGACACCUCUGUUAGAACCCCUUAACACUGACUGCCGAUGCACCCCAAAAAGACUCCGCUUCAGGCAGCCUAUAUCACAUGCAUACUGUGAUAAGUUCACUUAACUUCUCUCUGAUGACUUGUUGCUGGCCUCCCAUACCCGUCCCCCCCAUAAUUCCUGUUUCCUCAGAGGAUGAAGCAUUUUGAGCACUUCCUCUUUACUUUAGUUGAGGAACAGGAUGGACAAUCCUGAUUCAAAUGAGCUGUCAAGUCAUUGUUGUGAUGUCAUUGUUAGAAAUCUGCAAGCUAUGAGCUUUUCUAGUUCUGAAACUCCCCUCUGUGGAAUGUCUAUUGGCUAGAUUAGUUGUCACAUUCUGAAUCAAGGAAGGCACUUUGUGAAACUGACAUCUGCCAGUAUUGAUGAUGUUCAAACUCAAAUCACACCCCUCCUAGCUUUUGUUUGCCUACAGUCGUUGUAUAGUGGAUUUCAGAGCUGCCAGGGCGUGUGUCAUAUUUAAAUGGAUUUGGCAUGUUUCCACUGAAGAAUGCCAUUAUGAAUUAUGUUAAUUAGUCUACCAUUUGCCACACAAUUGUCUUGAAGGAGUCUAAUAGUAAUACUACUGUGUUGGUGUUAUCUUAUGCAUUUCAUUCACAGGCAUGUGUUAGUGGGAGGGUUUUUGCACAAGAUCAGUUGUGUAGCAAUAUUUUCCAUUAUUUUAGAAGUAAUUAUUGUCCUUUGGAGAAAGACUUGAGUGUUCAAUAGCCUAUUUGGUGUGACAGGAUCAUUGUUUCCCUGUAUCUCUCCUGGUUAAUUCAGCAGUGUCUCUGCUUACAGUUGUGUUGUUACCUGUCCCAUAUCCAGCCUCUAGUACUCUGGUUCCUCUUUCCUCUGAGCGCUGACCUAUAUUCGCCACAUCACUGGCCUCAUUGUGUGCUUUUCCUUGAGCUCAGCCUGCCUGCUCUUAUUGUUUCACCUACAACACCUGAAUGGGUUGUUUAUACUGCAGUCCCACUGUCCCCUACUCUUGUCCACUUUGUAUUAAGACUGCUUACUUGUCUCAAAUAUGAAUCUGUUUUUGUCAUAGUGUUUAGGGUACAAAUAGCCUUGAAGCGUAUUUUUCUGAAGUGAGCCUGUUUCAUCAUAGGCCGUGUCUUAAAUCACUUGAUUCUGUGAUGUGCUUGGCAACAUACUGAAUAAUGUGAAGGAUUGUUAUUGCAAUCAAUAUGCCUAAUUCAAAAUGAAUGUCGACAAUUGAUAUAUUUGUGGGUCGUUCCAUGAAAAGAGUGCCUAUUGCAUCCCUUUGAUAUUUUAAGUAGAAAUUCUGCACCAAUAUUGGAUUUUAAAAGCCUGUUAUAUUAAAUGCGGUGCCAUUUAAUAUUAUAAACCACAUGGAGAAUUCAAUCAAUCUGCCAAAGUUCCAAAAUUCAGCAGGAUUUUAAUCCAUGACGGCGUAGUGUGUUACUAAGGUUUUCUUUGAGACUGUGGUCCCAGCUCUCUUCAGGUCAUUGACCAGGUCCUGCCGUGUAGUUCUGGGCUGAUCCCUCACCUUCCUCAUGAUCGUUGAUGCCCCACGAGGUGAGAUCUUGCAUGGAGCCCCAGACCGAGGGUGAUUGCCGUCAUCUUGAACUUCUUCCAUUUUCUAAUAAUUGCGCCAACAGUUGUUGCCUUCUCACCAAGCUGCUUGCCUAUUGUCCUGUAGCCCAUCCCAGCCUUGUGCAGGUCUACAAUUUUAUCCCUGAUGUCCUUACACAGCUCUCUGGUCUUGGCCAUUGUGGAGAGGUUGGAGUCUGUUUGAUUGUGUGGACAGGUGUCUUUUAUACAGGUAACGAGUUCAAACAGGUGCAGUUAAUACAGGUAAUGAGUGGAGAAGAGGAGGGCUUCUUAAAGAAAAACUAACAGGUCUGUGAGAGCUGGAAUUCUUACUGGUUGGUAGGUGAUCAAAUACUUAUGUCAUGCAAUAAAAUGCAAAUUAAUUACUUAAAAAUCAUACAAUGUGAUUUUCUGGAUCUUUGUUUUAGAUUCCGUCUCUCACAGUUGAAGUGUACCUAUGAUAAAAAUUACAGACCUCUACAUGCUUUGUAAGUAGGAAAACCUGCAAAAUCGGCAGUGUAUCAAAUACUUGUUCUCCCCACUGUAUGUCUGUCCCUCAACACUGUUAUGUGAACUGAACUCUCGUUUUAAUAUGGUGACACUGUCUUUACAUUUUUUUUUUCUCCCAAAUUAACUUUGAACAUCUAAUAGUCAAAUCAUAGAGUAAAAACAGGUGAGCUGGUUCUACUCUUUUUGGCCAGUUAUUGUGGUGGAAAACUGAGAGGGUCGAGCAUAACAUGUCAACCCUGUUACCCAUAGACUAGAAAUGUAACAAGUAAUUUUUUUGUGUGAAGCUUGUAUUCAAUUGCCACUCCCUGUUGCACACAAGUUUUCGUGACAGUUUCCCUGUCACAAGUGGAUUUAUGGCAGAUUUUAAGAAAAACCCUGUUACUUUAUUUGGCACUUAAUAGGCACUUAAUAUAGUAAUUUAUUUUUAGAUGGGAAAAUGUGUUUUUUAUGAAGUUGAACAUGUGCUCUUUAUGACAGAAUGUUAAAAUUAGGUGAAAUCAAAAGUUGUUUGACUAAGUUACACUUAUCUAAAGGCACCAAAUUGGUGGAAAGACCCGUGUACAUUUUGAAACGCAUUUCAACAGUGAGAGAGUUAUAUAGAAAAAAAACAUGAAUUAGUUCUAUGGUAUUAGACAUGUAUGUAGGCUACUAUUUGGGACUGACUGGGCUAUUAUAUUCUAAUCGUUGUGGAUGAUGUAACAGAGCCUGUUUGUGUUCUUGCCUGGUGGGUGUUGGGCAAUAGGUGUUCAGGUGGAGCUAUGUUGUAACCAGUCUCUAACCCUGGAUCAUGUCUCUGGUCUGUGCUCUGCCAGUCAUGUGAUCCACUUCUCUGCUCCUGGCUAUGAGUAAACAGUUGCCUGCCACUCAGAACAACACUGACCUGCAGCCCCAUCAGCAAAGUCCUGCUCGUGUGUGGUGUGUGAGACCCAGAGGCGCCGCUGUGAGGGCCCAUUGUUAAGACGCAAAAUAAACACAGACCGGGACUGAAUGCAUUUCUCAGCACUUUUUCUCCCCCUCAUGAAUUUACACUCUAAUAUGGUUGCCCUUUAUCAGAGAUAAGGAAGUUUACCCUGACAUUAUUACCCUCACAGGUCAAAAAUCUUUAUGAAAUUACCAAGGAUGGGAAUCUGUAUUUACAUUUAUAAAUUGGUUAAUAAAAAAUUCUGGUUUUACACCGAUCCCACACCACCCACAUUGCAUGCGGGAGCUGUGCAGAAUAUUUUAAAGUUGACAUGUUAAUCAAUUAUUUCAUCCAAACUGCUCACAUGCGUCAGCGAGCAUUUGUGUUACCGAACACAUGUGGACGCACACACACGCGGCCGGUUUAGCCUGGUGUUAGGCGCAAUGAAUGUUGUACGACUACUAGCCUAACCAUUUUUUUUCUGUCUCCCUUCCUCCAGAUUAGCCAAGAUGGGGAACAUGUUUGCAGGCCUGUUUAAGAAUCUCUUUGGUAAAAAAGAGAUGAGGAUUCUGAUGGUGGGGCUGGAUGCUGCCGGCAAGACCACCAUCCUAUACAAGCUCAAACUGGGAGAGAUCGUCACCACAAUCCCUACCAUCGGUGAGUAGCCUAGCCUAGACUUAUCCACCUUACCUCUCUCGUCACACACUCCUCACGUCCCAGAAACAAAGCCCCCCUGAAAUGCUCCCUAUAGCUCCUCCAAUUCCUUGGUCCAGAUUGUGUUUUCAUGCUGUCUAGGCUCCUUUUUGUUUAGUUGUAGGGGAGUGGAAAUGAAUCUCAUAUAAGUACAGCCAUGUACUCCCUCUGUCCCCAUCUCCUCCUCAUCCUAGCCACUGGAUCACUGCUCAAUGCCCAAGGCCUAGAGUUUAAGAUUCUUGGACCCGCCCCUGACAUCAGCUGCAGCUCCUCUGGCUCAGUGAUAGGUUAAUAAGGAAUGGGGCUUUAAGCCCCCAACAUUCCCUUUACAUGAUGUUCUUUAGGAAGUACGGGCUGAUGACAUUUCAUAUUCCAGUAGAUGUUCAUUCACUUUGCAUAUUUUCUUCAAAUAUACAUUUUGAUUUGCAGCAGCAUUCAGGCAAAGACAUUUCAUGCAUACAUUUAUGAUGUUAAGGGAGUGACUUAGAUUGCCUGUUUGGGAUUGCUGAUAUCUCCUCUCACACAGCUUCUUGGAAUGUUAGUGUCUUAGGUCGCUGACGUAACUGAUCUUCCAUAUUGCCAUUUGUCUGUAAGUUUAAGUGGAUGUUACAGACAUAGCUUUCAGUACAGUUUUAAAACGUUGAGACUGUAGAAUACAAGAACAUCAGCUUUACAGUGUGGGAUGUGGGCGGUCAGGACAAGAUCAGGCCUCUGUGGCGGCACUACUUCCAGAACACCCAAGGUGAGUGGACACUGUCACCAGAACCCCCUCAGCACCAUCUUCAUUCUUUCUGACUUUUUGAGUUGGGACUGUCCCGGGUAAAUGUUCCUAUUUUCCUCACCCUCUGUCCUUUCUCUCCCUCUGCUUGUCAGGUCUGAUCUUUGUGGUGGACAGUAAUGAUAGGGAGAGAGUGAACGAGGCGCGGGAGGAGCUGACAAGAUGCUGGCUGAGGACGAGCUGAGGGACGCCGUGCUGCUUGUGUUCGCUAACAAACAGGUGAACUGACUAACUGGGGAGAGACACUAGGGCAUCGGGAAAACAGUAGGUUUUUUACCUGCUACAAUGGACGUGUAAAUUUAGCUUGACGCGUAAAAUGUGAGCCACUUAAAUCAAGUGUUCUUGGCAUGAGCCUUGCAUCAAAUUCUUUAAAAUAAAUGUUACACUGAGCAGAGUGAGAAUCUAACAAACAGGUUAGCCCACAACACUAAGGUUGCGUUUACACAGGCAGACCAAUUUUGAUAAUUUUUCCACUAAUUGGUCUUUUGACCAAUCAGAUCAGAUAUUUUGACACUAAUUGUGCAAAAGAUCAGAAUUGGGCUGCCUGUGUUAACGCAGCCCAAGAUAUCACUAGUAAACUGCAUCUGGAAUUGGUAGUACAGUAUUGUUAUUCAUAUGGUUUGCAGAUACUAGUAGUUAAACUCAAGGUCAUACAAUGGACUCCCUCUAUACUAAGAUGGCUUGUGAAGGUCUUUUGCAGAUGCAUGUUUUCCUGGGUUAACCCUUUUCUGUCCAUCUCUCCACUCUUCAGGACCUCCCCAACGCUAUGAACGCAGCGGAGAUCACAGACAAGCUGGGCCUGCACUCCCUGCGCCAGCGUAACUGGUACAUCCAGGCCACCUGCGCUACCAGCGGGGACGGUCUCUACGAGGGCCUCGACUGGCUCUCCAACCAGCUGAAGAACGCAAAAUGAUCCACCAUUCCACCGUCUGUCUGCCGUCUGCGUCUUUGUCUGCGCAGUGUGUUAUGGGCGACAGCGCUGGUCCCAGCCCCCUCUCUCUCCUCCCGUCUCUCUCACUCCAUCUCCUCGAACCAUUGGGGCUUUGACCAGUGCUACCCCGCAUAUGCGUGUGACUGCAAGUGUUUGGGUGGUUCUUAAUGUGUAUGUGUGGGUGCAUGUGUGUGAGCCGGGAGUGGGAGCAGCCCUGCUGUGCCUUCAAAAGAGUCACUCUCACCUGUGGAAAUGACAGCAUGGCUAACUCUCUAGCACCUCCUCCCAUCCCUCCCCUCCUGCCCCACCCUCAGCGGCUCUUAAGACACCCUGGUUUUCACAAGGCAAAGAAAGACCCAGGAUGCUAAGUCUUAUGUGUAAUCUGAAAAAUGAAUAAAGUUUAUAGUUUAAAAACAAAAAACGUUGAUUUUACAUCCACUAGUGUUGCGAUCUGUAAGACUCUUGUUAAACUGUUGGUUUGAGACCCCACACCAUGAAAUACAUCUCUAUGUAACCUGUAUCAGGUUGGAAAAAAAGACAAAUAAAAAGAGCUUUUCCAUCCUAGAUCCUUCUUUGCUUUAUUUGGGAAAUCAUGCUGUUUUGUUCUAGUAUGCCCAACUGCGUAGUUCAGGCUGUCUUGUGAACACUAGCUAAUAAAUUAUUAGCUAGCAUUCAGUCCCUCUCCUAACCCUCAGAAACCUCAAUUGAAGCACGACAUAUUAGUGAUGUCACCAUGCCCCUCGUCCACUCGGUUUUGUUGUUGAGAAGCGUAUCCACCUUAGUCUGAACGACGGUGGUGCUUGAUAAGACCUGCAGGACUUUAGGGUCAGCUGUUUGGUAGGCAUUACUGACUGAAAUGAGUUGAUACUAUUGUUUUCGGUUUAUUAGAAUGGAGACUGACUUUACAUGCUGUCUCCAUGUAAAUAAGUUGUUGAUCUAAAGGUAACCAUGGUAACCAGCUGCUGACCCUGCUGCCCUUAAGUGAUGGCCUCUUUAUCACGCUGCAUCUUUAUUGGUGUCUAACAACACUCCUUUCACAGGGCCUUGUGAGAUCAUUGAUUAUGUUUUGAUUGAGUGAACGAUCCUUACCGCCGGGUAUGGAAAACGCAAUAAAUUGUGUGUGUGUGUGAUUGUGUAGUAGGACACUACUACCUAUGCUAGGCAGAGGGUCAGUGUAGCUAGCCACAGCUUUGCGAGUACAAUGGGUGAGUGUACAUGGGAUUGGUCGGGUGUUUUCGGCACCAUUCCUGUCCACUGGAACAGCGAGGUCUUUUGAGAGUUGCUCCCACUCUGGCUUUCUCCUCAUUACAUUUUCUGUUGUCUACUUUUUUCUUUUUAUUAUAUUUUUAUUUACAUUUUUCUUUUUUGUACAGAUUACCUGGUUCCCUUUGUCUAGCAUGAUCUGAGGAGCCAGGUGUGCAGUGUUUCAAUCAAAAUGCUUUAGGUUUGACUUAUGAAGGGCUGGUUGUGUUUGGGUUAGCUUUUAGGAUGUUGGCUGCAGAGUUGGGCUUUCCUGCAGGGCAUGGGGAGUGCCUGAUGUGUCACUUCCAGCAGAGGAGGCUGGAGGGAGGAGCUAUAGGAGGAUGGGCUCAUUGUAAUGACUGGAAUGGAGAUAAA